This is a messenger RNA of Mangifera indica (mango), 1599 nucleotides long. Its product is annotated as pentatricopeptide repeat-containing protein At4g18840-like. The record is from RefSeq and is a predicted model, not a curated record. The transcript has a single exon. Bases 1 to 1599 code for a protein of 532 amino acids. Gene Ontology annotation, molecular function: RNA binding; protein binding. NCBI's taxonomy places the organism in Eukaryota, Viridiplantae, Streptophyta, Magnoliopsida, Sapindales, Anacardiaceae. Gene Ontology annotation, biological process: RNA modification.
AUGGUUUCAAUUUCAAGUGAAGCAGCACGAAAAACAGUAGAAGCUCUCACACUUCUUCACCAUCCAUCACUCUCUCAAGCUCUCAAAGCCUUCACAUCCCUUUCCCAACUCAAACAAACUCAUGCCCAUCUCAUCAUCUCCGGUCUCACUCCCAAUCUCUUCACAACCACUCGCCUUCUCGCCUGCGCGGCCCUUUCCCCUUCUGCCCACAACCUUUCUUAUGCUGCCGCAAUCUUCCAGCACUUCCCCAAACCCUCCCUCUUCAUGUACAACACCAUGCUUCGCGCCUUGUCUUACCACCCGGAUCGGUACUACGUUUGCUUUGAGUAUUACAAGCGUCUGUUAUGUAACGGGUUUGUACCCGAUAAGUUUACUUUCCCUUUUGUUGUUCGCGCUUGUUGGGUUUUUGGUGAUCUGGGUCUUGGACAACAAGUGCAUUGUCACAUAUUGAAAUUUGGGUUGGGUUGUGAUGUGUUUGUUGUGAAUCAUGUUUUGAAUAUGUACUUGGGGUUUGGCGAAUUGCAUUACGCGCGUAAUGUGUUUGAAGAAUGUUUGGGGUUCGUUGAUGUUGUGUCGUGGACGAGUUUGAUUAGCGGGUGUUGGAGUUUGGGGGAGGUUGAGUUGGCGAGAUGGUACUUUGAUGUUAUGCCUUGUAAGAGUGUUGUUUCGUGGAAUGUGAUGAUUUCUGGGUUAAUGAGAAUUGGGAGAGUCAGUGAAGCGCGGAAGGUGUUUGAUGAAAUGCCUGAACGAGAUGUGGCAUCGUGGGGUGCUAUGGUUUCUGGGUACUCGCAAUGUGGGAUGGGCGGGGAGGCUUUGAGGGUUUUUAGGGAAAUGGUUGAGGCCAUGGUGGUUCCUAAUUUGCCUGCUUUGGUUAGUGCUGUUUCGGCUUGUGCACAGUUGAGGGCAUUGGAUGAUGGUGUGUGGUUGCAUGAUUAUAUUGUUAAAAACAAGUUUGAUAUUGAUGUGACUUUGGGCACGGCGCUUUUGGACAUGUAUGGGAGGUGUGGAUAUAUUGAGAGGGCUGUUGAAGUCUUCAAUUGUAUGGCUGAGAAGAAUGUGCUUUCUUGGAAUUCAAUGAUUGCUAGCUUGGCAAUGAAUGGGUUUGGAAGGCUAGGGUUGUCGUUAUUUUGGCAAAUGCAACUUUUUGGCCUGAAACCUAAUGAUUUUACAUUCAUUGCUUUGUUUGCUGGGUGUAGUCACUCAGGGUUGGUUGAUGAGGGACUUCGGCUUUUUGGUCUUAUGACUCAAAAGUAUAAGAUUAAACCACAACGAGAGCACUAUGGUUGUGUGGUUGAUCUUCUUGGACGAGCAGGCAUGAUUGAAGAAGCAUUGAAAUUUGUUCAAGGGAUGCCUGUUGAGCCUCAUCCUGAGUUGUGGGGUUCCCUCGUUGGUGCGUGUAGCAUUCAUGAGGAUAUUGAACUUGGCAGAAGACUGGGAAAACACCUCAUCAACUUGGACCUUCAGCGCUGUGGCAGAUAUGCUUUAUUAUCUAAUCUAUUUGCAUCUGCCAGAAGAUGGGACGAUGUGGAAAUGGUAAGGAAGUUGAUGAAAGAUAGAAAGGUGUUGAAGUCCCCAGGCAACAGUGUUGUGGAAUCAUAA